UUGUUCGGUCUGCCGUAGCUUUAGAGGGGACGAGCAGUUAGCCAGGGUACCAACUGCUGUUGUGUUUCUUGUUGCCCCCGGUGUCGUCUGUCGGUUUUUUUAAGUAUGAACAGGGGUGAUUUUACAGCAGGUCGGGGGAGAAAACCAGCGGUUCCCGAUAAAGUCGACAUGUCACUAGAUGACAUCAUUCGGUUGAACAAAAAAGAGCAACAGUUAAAAAGAAGACAGGCCACCAUGAACCGCCGACCAGUGAAGAAGAAAGGCCUGUUAACCCAGGGGAAGGGAGUUUCGUCGAGGACUGGUGGACCAGUCCAAAGAGGAGGUGGCGUGUCCCGAGGAGGAGCAUCCAAAUUAAGAAACAGAAGGGUCCCUCCCCUCCCGGGUCGACGGCGGGGUCAGGGGGUUAUCACUGGGCUGGCAGCCAGGAGGCCAGCUGCCCUGCUCAAACGAGUCGGCACACUCAACAGAGCAGCAAUCAACCAGAAAAUGAGACAGAGAACAAGGCCGUUCAUUCAACGCACUGAAACCCAGUACAGGAAGCCAGAGGUCCAGAGGCGGCCGUACAGGCAGCCCGAUUUACAGAGAACCCAGAACGCACCAGCAGUCAGGAGACCAUUUCAGCUGCGACGGCGGCCGCUGCCGCCUGUCCAGCAGACUCAGAGGGAAGCGCGCCAGGCCACAUUUCUUUUCCGCAGAGGACUCAAAGUACAAGCCCAGGUGCAAAAACCAAUUCCUCGUGCUCCUCCAGUCAGAACUCGCCAGUGGCGUACAUCAACAACCAACAAUGGAAUCUUGACUGUUUCAAUUGACAACCCCACAGCCAGGACCCAGCCGGAGCCUCCCACCGCUUGGACCUUGCAUCCCCCAACUGCCAGCUCUGCUUCUGUCAAGGUGGAAACUGUGGAGAAGAAAAUACCAAAAGGAGUGCCUCUCCAAUUUGACAUCAACAGUGUUGGGAAACCGCAGACAUCGAUGACCUUGAAUGAGCGAUUCCGUAUCCUAAAAGAUCAGCGCACCGCCACAGCACAGAGUGGCAAAGGCAGCCGAUUCGUUACGGUGGGUUAGACGGCAAGAAGAGGGUGACUAAUAAUACUCUGAAGCCCUUUUUUUGUCCUGCCCAGACCUGCGCAGUGAACCCCACCCUUCUAUGGAUGGAUGGUACGUGCUGACCCACUAAUUGACUUUACUAACAGGAGGGAGAGCAACUGUGGGACAAAUGAGUACAGAGUGCACAAUUGCUCUACUGUGAGAACUCAAGUGUGCAAGUGUCACUGGAAGAGUUUGUUUUAAAUCAGUUCCCAUUCUCUGUUCAUAUCAUUGUACUCAGCUGUGUGUGUUGUGGAUGUCCAAUACCGGGAUAGAGUCAUUUUAUCCUCUUUGGACAUGGAACUGUUGACACUAUUUUGAAGACUGCUUGAAAGUAUUUCUUUUCAGAGAAGAUUGCUAUGUAUUUGCUAUGGAGGCAUGUAUGUCCUGAGUACCUUUUUUGACAUUUUUGAGAAUUGUUUUGUAAUGUUUAUUCAAAUAAAUGAGUUUCUCUUGUAAAAAAAAAAAAAAAGUGUAUAUUUACUGUAGCUUGAGAUUAGUUUGUUUCAAACUGCUGUCUUCUCUUGUCAUCAAACAGUACCAUCAAGCUGUGAAACAUAUUCUUUGAAUCUGUAAAUUGCAUCCCGGUGUGGCUGUCGGGUUUAUGAACAGGAGAAAGAGGAAACAUGUGAUGCUUUAUCAAGAACACUCUGAGCUUCCACAAGUUCAUCUUUUUCAGGUGGUUUCCCAGUGAACAGUAAAAGGUUUCAAAUGUCCGUACAACUAUUAGAUUUGACAAAAAACAGACACACUUUGGAAUCUGAAUAUUGCUUUUAUUUAAAUACAUUAAAAUUUGCAAUGUAACAAAACUAUUGGCAUAUGAAAUUCAAACACCAUUUAAAUGAACAAAACAUGGCUCACUUCAUUUUCUGUGACUAGUGUCAGUAACACUAGGUUAUUUUUCUCUCUGCCGCCGCCAACACUCUGCUCGACAUCGUUUCCCCCCCCCCCCCUCACCCCCAUUUACACUGUUCACAGACUAUCUUACAAUAAGAGUGCUGAAUAAAAAUGAGGUAAGAAAGUGGUUUGAAGAUUACAGAUCAUGCAGAACAUGCUGAACAGCAACAAAAUAUUUUGUGAUGGAGGAAGUAACAAAAAAAAAAAAACAAAAACAUGAGUGUGCAUUUAAAAGUAAUCAAUUUACACAGCUUUGCAUCUUUGGUUACAAAGUAGGUUGAAUGAUUUCACAGCUUUUCCCCCCCUGGCCCCCUCAGGAAAAACAUUGGAGAAAAAAAAACAUGAAGUAAGGAAG
This is a messenger RNA of Thunnus maccoyii (southern bluefin tuna), 2338 nucleotides long. Its product is annotated as UAP56-interacting factor-like. The record is from RefSeq and is a predicted model, not a curated record. NCBI's taxonomy places the organism in Eukaryota, Metazoa, Chordata, Actinopteri, Scombriformes, Scombridae. Bases 106 to 1065 code for a protein of 319 amino acids. Gene Ontology annotation, molecular function: mRNA binding. The transcript is spliced from 9 exons. Gene Ontology annotation, biological process: mRNA export from nucleus.